AGCUUCACGGACCGCUGUCCCACCCAGUACCCUCCAGCUGUGCUUCAAUUCCCCCCCGCAGCUGUCUUAAUCUGAUCGCUCGGUUCAGCGCGUCAGGGUACUGUGCCUUACCUUCAUUCAUUCGCCUUUUAUCGACUUUCCGUCGUGUCUCCGAUUAUGGAUGUCCCUGAGCCGGAACAGACGCCGUACAUGGCAGUCACGGCGCAAACCUCUAAACUUGCCAGGCAAUAUCAAGCGUACCUUGAUGCUUCGACCCCCUUCACAACCUACCGGUGGGCCGGCACCGGUGCACUUCUUUUCCUCUUUUUCCUGAGAAUCAUUCUGGCCGAGGGAUGGUACAUUGUGGCGUAUACGCUUGGCAUCUACCUUUUGAAUCUUUUCCUGGCGUUUCUGCAACCCAAAUUCGAUCCCUCUCUCACUCAGGAUGAGAGCAUGGAAGACGGUGAUGCCUCUUCCAGCCUUCCGACAAAGCAGGAUGACGAGUUCCGUCCCUUCAUUCGCCGUCUGCCCGAAUUCAAGUUUUGGCAUGCUGCCACCCGUGCCAUUGCGAUUGCCUUUAUCUGCUCGUGGUUUGCCGUCUUCAAUAUUCCAGUGUUCUGGCCUGUGUUGGUCAUGUACUGGAUUAUCCUGUUCGUUAUGACGAUGAGACGUCAGAUUCAGCACAUGAUCAAGUACCGCUAUGUGCCGUUCACAAUUGGGAAGAUGCGAUACGGCCGCGAAUAAGUUGACGGAUUUCCUACGGUGGCUCUCCUUUUCUUCGCAUUUUGGGAGAGCUACCUUUAUAUUCAUUUGAUAUCCCCCUUGCAAAGAAAUAUGACCUAUGUCACUUUGUUACGUGUUGUUCUCUUUCAUGGUACGCGGUCCUGGGCUGGUUUCAUACGGCGCGGGCCUAUUCCCGUUAGGCAUUGCCCUCCGCAUUUCGAUGAUUCAUUUCGAUGAAAUAGCAGGAUGGAAGAGACCCUGAUUGAUGCUUUGAUGAUGCUGCAUGCCGUGCUGUUCAUAACCUGGACGGGUAUUGAUGUUGGUGUCGUGAUAUUGUAUCCGUUGAUUCUCUUUUCUUUUCUCGUACUUCAUCCAGUGUACAGCUUUCAAGUCCAGGCUCGGUUAGUCGGACUUCCUUUUUCUUCUUUUGAGCACCAGAAAUCAUGUACUAUUGUAAUCCAUGUCUUUAUAGAAUGGUGAUGACUUUGAUAUCUUCCCAUAACGCGUGAAAUAUAGGUCUAGGUCAGAAAUCUUUUGGAGUCCGA
This is a messenger RNA of Monascus purpureus, 1247 nucleotides long. NCBI's taxonomy places the organism in Eukaryota, Fungi, Ascomycota, Eurotiomycetes, Eurotiales, Aspergillaceae. The record is from the annotation of a GenBank genome assembly.